Molecule: messenger RNA, 669 nt
Organism: Aphanomyces astaci
Lineage: Eukaryota; Oomycota; Saprolegniomycetes; Saprolegniales; Verrucalvaceae
Exons: 2
Coding region: 1-669 (222 amino acids)
Source: RefSeq, a predicted model, not a curated record
AUGACCAUGCUCCCGCCCGGGCAUGCGCUUUCAGCCUACCGCGUCGUGGACGAGGUGCAGGAAGUCCCGGAAGCUUCCCUGGCCCGCCUGCCCCGGGACCAGCUCCACCGGGAGGCCGCCAAGACCAGUGCCACGCUCCGGGACAACGAGCGUGCGAGACGCAACAAGAAGCCCAACGUAAAACAAUUCUUCUUUAACCUCGGAGAUUAUGUUCUAGUCGGCCAAGUUUCAGAGGCAUUCGCCAAGAAACUUCAAGUGCAAUGGCUCGGGCCGCGUCAGAUUGUGACUAUCGUACGCGACUGGGUCUACCGCAUCGAGGACCUGCGCAAUGGCGCCAUCACGACGCACCAUGCCUCGCGUCUCAAGUUUUUUGCCGCCCGCGACUUGCUUGUAACGCAGGCGUUGACAGAUCACGUCGCAUACGUCGAGGGCGGCCACCUUGUUGAGUUCUUCCUCGACUGCCGCUUCGACCGGCCGACCCACUCGUGGAUGCUUCGAGUCAAGUGGCUCGGGAUAGACUUCCUCGAGGCCUCGUGGGAGCCGGCGGCAGACAUGGCCACGGACGUGCCAGUCAUUGUUGCCGCCUAUCUGCGCAAAGUGAGCCGCGGGAACGGCAACGUCGCCAAGCUCAAGACGGCGCUCGCUAUCUCGCACCCAGACGUCGUGUAG